Caenorhabditis remanei is the source of this 1914-nucleotide messenger RNA. RefSeq lists its product as uncharacterized. Gene Ontology annotation, biological process: monoatomic ion transmembrane transport; chemical synaptic transmission; regulation of membrane potential. The transcript is spliced from 12 exons. Gene Ontology annotation, cellular component: postsynaptic membrane; synapse; neuron projection. The record is from RefSeq and is a predicted model, not a curated record. The coding region runs from base 1 to 1914 and encodes 637 amino acids. Lineage: Eukaryota; Metazoa; Nematoda; Chromadorea; Rhabditida; Rhabditidae. Gene Ontology annotation, molecular function: acetylcholine-gated monoatomic cation-selective channel activity; transmembrane signaling receptor activity.
AUGGUCAUAUGUUAUUCGUGUCCAACUUUUUGUAUUCUUCUAAUCAUUGAACUUGUACCAUGUGGAAUAGUUGGAAUGAAGAAUGUCGAGAAUCGAGUGUUAUUCUCCUUACUGGAUAGUAGACAGACUAAUGAUACCGACGGGAAAGAAGAACAUUUCGAGAUUGCAGAAGCAAAACUCACAGUCCCCAACGAGGAGACUUCAUUAGGAACGAUAUCAAAACUAUCAUCAUUAUCAUCUGAACAAGAACAUGUCCCCGCAGUUGUUCCAAUGCUUAACUUUGACCCAAAUCGAUUGGAAAAAGCCCUUCGAACAAAGGGCUCAAUUGAUGGAACCGAGGAGGCUUUGUAUCGGUCACUCUUGGAUCAUACGAUAUACGAAAAAGAUGUGAGACCAUGUAUACAUCAUUCGCAACCAACAAAUGUCACAUUCGGCUUCCUGUUGAAUCAAAUUGUAGAAAUGGAUGAGCGAAACCAGGCGUUGACUACAAGGAGUUGGCUAAACAUAAACUGGAUGGAUCCGAGAUUAUCCUGGAAUGAAACGUUGUGGUCUGAUAUAAAAGCGAUAUAUAUCCCACACGCCAGAAUCUGGAAACCUGACAUCAUUCUUGUUAAUAAUGCGAUUCGCGAAUAUUAUGCGUCUCUUGUUUCAACGGAUGUGAUGGUGACAAGUGAUGGGAAUGUGACAUGGCUAUUUUCCGCAUUGUUCCGGAGUUCGUGUCCAAUACGAGUCAGAUAUUAUCCAUUUGAUGAUCAGCAAUGUGAUCUCAAAUUCGCAUCGUGGUCCCAUGACAUCACAGAGAUCAAUCUUGGGUUAAACACCGAUAAGGGGGAUCUGUCGAGUUACAUGAAUAACAGUGAAUUCGAUCUUGUCGAUAUGACAGCUGUACGGGAAGUUGUAAGAUUUCCAUCAGAUACCAAUAGUGAUUGGCCAACAAUUGUAAUUAGGAUUCAUAUGCAUAGAAGACCAUUAUUUUAUGUUUUUAAUCAUAUUGUUCCCUGCGUUCUCAUCUCCUCCAUGGCUGUUCUUGGAUUCUUGAUGCCUCCAGAAACCGGAGAAAAAAUCAAUAUGAUCAUCACCACAUUGCUCUCUAUGGGUGUUUAUCUCCAAUCAAUUACUGAGUCCAUUCCUCCGACAUCUGAAGGAGUCCCUCUAAUUGGAAUGUACUAUGUAUCUUCUUUACUCAUGGUGUGUCUCGCUACAUGUGUCAACGUAAUUACUCUAAACAUGCAUCGAAAUGGAGCAGCAAAUCAGGGAAGACAUGUUCCAGCGUGGAUGCAAAAGUGGAUAUUAGGAUAUCUGGCGACAUUUAUGAGGAUGUCGAUUAGAGAGCCAGAUAGUAUAGCCUUAUUGAAAGCAUCACAGAGUAAAAAGUCAACAAUUCGUCGAAGUUCAAUUCUUCGAGAUUUGAAAAGAGUGAAAAACAUGUCAAAUGUUAGAGCGAAAUCAAAAGAACAAAAUGCAAAUCGAGAGUGCGAGUGUAUGGAUCCACUUGUGCACAUUUACGCAGAAUCAAUAAUGAGCUCACUGGUUGCCGAUUCAAAGCCAAUGAAUGGGUCGACAAUAAGAGAAGAUUUCGCGAGUGAGAGUACUUUCUUAGGACGGGUUGUUAGUGAUGGCAUAAUGCCAAGAAUAUCUGCAUCAUCAAAUUCAGUGUUGACAGAAUUUGAAACAAGGUUUAGGAGGAUAUUGAAGAGGGUUUACAGAAGUCUUCAGCAACAUGAAAUCCGAGAAGAAAUUCUCGACGAAAGAUCCCGAAUCCAAUGGCAGUGGCAACAACUGGCUUCUGUGGUCGAUCGACUUCUGCUUUGUCUGUUUUGUACUGCAACAUUGUUCACUAUCAUCUGCCUCCUUAUUGUACCUGUAGCCUAUCGUGAUAAUGACUCAAUUAUGUCAAUUCUCAACUUUUUCUGA